AUGCCAAAUGCGAAUGGGUCAUCUUCACAGCAAAAUCCGUCCCAUAUUCUGAUUGCAAGGUCCUCGACAAGUCUAUCGCCAACGGAAACGUUGACCACGCCGGCGACCGCGUCAGGAGUGAAUGCGUCACCGCCGUGGGUGCUGCAUGAAGUAUCAUUAGGAAGCAGCGGAGAAGAAGGUCUCGAAAGCACAGAAGGUGAACACGGAUCGACGAGUCCCAUCGACCUCGACGAGACUUUCUUUGGAGCUUCUGGCUCUCGAUGGCCUGGCACCAUAAAGAUCGUCGUCGAGGCGACAACCUUUUGGGCUCAUAAAGAGAUCCUGGUAUUCGCCUCACCGUUUUUUGAUGCGGCCCUGAGCGGCAGUUGGUCAGAGACCAAUGCUCGUCCAGUAUCCAUGUCUUCUAUCAUAACUAUACAACAAACCCCUAUGGUACAUGGCGAACUACCUACGGCAUUUGAAGAAACCGAGCCGCCGGUGACGAUCACCCCUGUGGCAGAGGAAAAUUUAAUCCCAAAUGUGAACGAUAGUUCUGAAGGGGAAGGAGACGAUACCGCGACACGGGGUUCUCCCUCUAGCGAGCCGGGCUCGCCUACUGCGGCGCGUGUGGUUAUACAUUCUUCUUCCUCUUCGAGAGAGGGAGGAGACGAGGAUGAGGGUGACGCAGAUGAAGAACAGAACAAGACUCCGUCUCCAUU
Messenger RNA from Acaulospora colombiana, 698 nucleotides. The record is from the annotation of a GenBank genome assembly. Lineage: Eukaryota; Fungi; Glomeromycota; Glomeromycetes; Diversisporales; Acaulosporaceae.